UAUGACACGGAGAACCUUGAGUCUGUUUCUUAUGUGGUUACGAGAAUUGCUGAUGGGUAUGAGGAGCGCUUAUAUGAGGCAUCGAAGUGGGCUUGUCACGAUCUCCUGAAGGAUACGUAUGGCUUCAAGGCACAGAGGGAAUCCUUCUUACCCCUUUUCCGAUACAUCACUGGCGAUAAUGUUGAAGACCUAUGACCGUUCUCACAAGGGUGUUCGGUGGAUUCGCCAUGAGGGAGAGUGUGUGGGAGGAGGAAGCAGCAAGUCUGAGACAGAUUCUUCAAGAUGCUGGAGAGAAAGACAUAGAUUUCUCCCUUCAUUACAGGCUGCAGUAUGACCCCCCAAUGAAAUUCGAAAACCGUCGGAAUGAACUCUGGUAUGUC
This is a messenger RNA of Penaeus monodon (black tiger shrimp), 380 nucleotides long. Its product is annotated as heme-binding protein 1-like. NCBI's taxonomy places the organism in Eukaryota, Metazoa, Arthropoda, Malacostraca, Decapoda, Penaeidae. The record is from RefSeq and is a predicted model, not a curated record.